This is a messenger RNA of Moneuplotes crassus, 708 nucleotides long. NCBI's taxonomy places the organism in Eukaryota, Ciliophora, Spirotrichea, Euplotida, Euplotidae. The record is from the annotation of a GenBank genome assembly.
UGUUUAAACUUUGGAACUUCUUUGUUUGCCUCCCUUGCUUUGUUCUCAUUCAUCGGACAUGCAUCUUAUACUUCAGGAAUCCCAAUUGAUGAUAUGAAAGUGCAAGGAAUGGAACUGACCUUUGUGGUGUAUCCAGCUCUGAUCAAUACUUUACCUUGGCCCCAUCUUUGGAGCAUUCUGUUCUUCACCAUGAUGACAAUGCUGGGCUUUGGAACUGAAUAUGUACUUAUUGAAGUUUGAAGUGAAACUUUCCAUGGAAUUUGUAGUAGAAGAAAGAAUUACAAAUGGAAGAAGAUAGUAAUGACUUUUAUUGUCUGUCUCAUCAUCCUUAUUCUCAAUCUGGUCUUCUUUUCCUCAAGCACUGGCUAUUACUGGGUGGAAUAUGUUGAUCAUUACUCAGCAAAUAUAAAUAUGGUUGCUUUCUCCUUUAUUCAGGGGGUUUUGUUUGCAUACUUCCUCCCUAUUGAGGACUUAGUUGAUAAAGUCAAGAAAUUCGGAGAGACAACUCCAAAGCUAUACAUUUUCUGUCUGAAGUAUGUCUGCCCAACACUCUCUUUAUUUCUAUCUGUUACAGCUAUAUACGGAGAUAUUACCAAAGAGGAUAAACCAGAGGUUUGGAUUGACCAAUUGGUGUGUUACACUAUCUUUAUACAUAUGUUUCUAAAUAUUGAGAUAGACAACUCCAAGGUUUCAUUUUUACUAUCAUAA